Batrachochytrium dendrobatidis JAM81 is the source of this 2097-nucleotide messenger RNA. RefSeq lists its product as uncharacterized. NCBI's taxonomy places the organism in Eukaryota, Fungi, Chytridiomycota, Chytridiomycetes, Rhizophydiales. The coding region runs from base 1 to 2097 and encodes 698 amino acids. The transcript has 11 exons. The record is from RefSeq and is a predicted model, not a curated record.
AUGUCCCAAUAUCGCCCACUCCCACAGGAUAUCUUAAACAUGAGCGAAAUGGACACAGCUUGCCAAUAUUGUGGUAUUUCGUAUCUCUUGCUUUCAAAAUAUGAAAACAUGGAGAAGCAUAUUCAAAAGGUGGAUAUCGAAAUGGCGCAGCUCAAGAAAUACAUUCAAGAGCGACCACAAUUAUUAGCUCAACUCGAAUCACUUGCUGCUCAUAACACGCGACUUGAUCAAGCCCAUAAAGAUAGCGAAUGUAGAUUAACAGAAUGCCAGAUAAAAUUACAGAAAGAAGAAUAUAAAUCCCAAGAGUUGUUGCAAAGAACCCAAGAACUAAGGCACCAAUUAAUAACACUGCAGGAACAUGCGCGCGAAGCUACAAAGCAGGCAGAAUCCAAUAUCGAAUUACAAGCAUCGACAAUGACAAGAAAUAUCAUCAAUUUGAGAUACAAUGUUAUUCGGGCACAAAGCGACUUGGCAAAGUUGAAAGGAUAUAUAAGCAGCAGUAUUAUAUCCGUUGUAACAGAAGCUAAAUUGACCGCACAUAAGCAAAUUAUUGAGCAGAUUACAAAAUCUCAACAGCAGGCAAUUGAAUCAGCAGUAAAACAAUCAGAACAAAAGUCUUGUACGAUCAUUUCUUCACUCCGCAAAGAAACUCAAGCGCAAAAACAGUUACUUAAAGACAGCCAAAAACAAAACCAAGGCAUUGUAGCAGAACUUGGACUAAUCAAAAAAGAAUAUUCAGCCUACAUUGAUGGCCAGCGCACGUAUACUCAAGAUCUUCAAUCAAAUCACCUAGCAUUGGAAAAAAGGCUGCAUUAUGCCAAUCGCGAUGUUUUGGAUAUUACAGCCGAGAGAGAGAAAAUAUACGCUAAAAACCAAACUAUACAAACCAAGCUGGACACAAUUCAACAAUCACACGAAGCGCUAUGUGAUGAUUACAAUCGAAAAAUACUAGAUCUUCAAACACAACUAAGCAGAGAACAGUUGGCAUACAGUAAAAAAAUAGUACAGCUUGAAGAGACGGUCAAGGAGCUGGAGGAGCAGCAUUUUUCAAAAAAUGAUCCAGCACAAAAUAGACUACAUAAAGCAAUGGCUAAAAAAGAUGAGCAAAUUAUGAUUAUGGAAAAAACCGUUCGAGAGUUGAAUACCAAUAUUUCUGCAAUGCGGAGUGAGCGUGUUCAAACAAUUGAAGCUCAUCAAAGUCGUAUCAAGCAGCUACAAGAAAAGUUUUUGGAAGAUAUUAAACAUGCUGGAGAAAAAAAGACUUCUGACAAAGAAAUCGAAAUUCGACGUAUUUGUAGUGAGGAAAAAAUUGAGGCUCUUUGCCAACAACGCAAAUCAAUGCAGCAGGAGUUUGAAAUAGAAAGGCAAGAUUUAAAUAAUCAGAUUGACUCUUUAAAGAAUGCAGCCAAUUCGGUCAAUUUAGCUACACUUAACCACAUGGAAAGUACAUACAAGCAGAAAAUCGCUUCUUUGACAGAUCAAAUGAUGCAAAAAGAGGCACGCUAUACCAGCGACUGUGAAAAGUAUCAUAGUCAAGUCGAUGCACUUGAAAAAAUGCUGUCAGCUACCAAAAUAGCACUGGAGGAACAGUCCAUGGGAACAGAACAAGAGCGCAUAUCUCAGUUAAAAAAAACGAUAUCAGUCAAGGAUUCCGAAAUUAAAUUUUUAAAGGAUACGGUCAGAUUAGAGUGCGAGGAAAGAAUGGGAUUGGUGUCAAUGGUAGCAAGGCUUAAACUCGAAAUGCAUAAUAGUCCCAAUACCAUGUGUAAAUUGACCAAUGUGACCAAGCCUAGUGAAGAAAGUCAUUCUUACAACCAAUCUAUACAGAUAAAAGAUGAAUCUACAUAUACACGAUCGCGACCGGGAUCUGCCGCUGGACCAAAGCAUUUGACCCAAUCCAAACCUUCAAGCAAAUCCACCCCAUCUCACAAAAAUGUCCAAAUGGAUAAUGGCAAGUCAUUAGGAACACAGUCUAAAUCACAACUCCCUGAUGGAAAUCAACCAAUGCGAGGAGUGUUGGAGUUUGAAAGGCUAAUGCAUGCUGCAGCUGUCAAAAAAAAUCAGAAAAUGGCAAAACUAGCAGCAGCAAGAAUUUAG